Molecule: messenger RNA, 1569 nt
Organism: Pieris macdunnoughi
Lineage: Eukaryota; Metazoa; Arthropoda; Insecta; Lepidoptera; Pieridae
Source: the annotation of a GenBank genome assembly
AUGGAGGGACUGGCGCUACCUACACUGCUUGUUAUAGCGGUGCUACAACUAGCCGUCACUGACUCAGCUCGGUUUGGUGACCGCCUCGCCCCUAGGAAACCCGCGCCUUACUCACCUCGCAAUGCAAAUCCAGGACAAACUUUUGCACAAAACGAUGAAGCCACUUACGAACAGGACUUUGAUAAGCACAUCCUAGCUUUUGAAUAUGACGAGCCCAAACUGGAAACGGAAGCUCCCCAUCGACGUCCCGCUCGGACGGAAGCGCAUCGCUUGGAAAUGAGUACAGAAUACUUCGUAAUACCGGAAAAGAUGUCGACGCCAUCUUCAACUUCAGUUCCUCAACGCCCAAAAGUUAUUGCUACAGCACGGCCGAACAAUAUGACCAUGCCGGCAAUAAAGGUCGCAACUUUGACGGCUUUAAGACUCGAACCGUGGGCUGUUCCAAUUUUAGCGUUAGCGAGCGUCAUCAUGAUAAUUAUUUGCGGCUUCGAGGCUUUCGUUAUUUGGGGGGCCAGUCGCAGAGCACCGAGCCACAGACAUUUGCUCUUAGGACAGACGCUGCUCUUCGGGCUUUUUCUAUGCGCUGGCACCGCAGCCUUGUAUGUCGCAUCGCCCACGACCUUCACUUGCGGGGCUGUACGUUUUGCGACCGGAGUAGCAUACGUGAUCGUGUUCGUGACAUUAUUAGUGAAAUGUGUAUUUCUGUUAAGUCUAAACGGUGGCGUAUACCUCCCCGCCGCUUAUCAAGGACUUUUGUUAUUUUUUGCGAUCAUGAUACAGGUCGCCAUCGGGGCGCAGUGGCUAGGCGGAUCGCCGCCGCGAGUGGCACCGAGUGGGACGAGGUGCCAGACGGCGUUGUCCGAUCUGUUACUAUCUUUGUGUUACGCUGCAUUUCUAAUAACCGUGGUGUGCGGGGUUGCACUUCGAUCGCGUGGCAUACGGGACAACUAUCGCGAAGCCACGCAUAUUGCAGCCGCGAGUGGCGCUACGGCUGCAGUGUGGGUGUGCUGGGUUGCGGCGGCCCUCGGGGCUCCCGAUCAGCACAAAGACGCGUGCGUGGCGGCCGGACUACUGGCUACGUGCGCCGUAGUGUUCGCUCUUAUGUUCGCUCCGAAAGGUCGCCGCUUGGCCGCCCUGGGCCGAGAGGGCCGCUGGGAAGCCGAUCGCGAGGAAGGCCUCAGCUCCCUGGGCGCGGGUGGUUCCGGUUAUUCGCCUUCGUUCUUUCACUUCAAGCCGGUUAAGUACGGCAUGGUUUCGGCGGCGGCGCCGGCGAUGGCUUCAUCGAUCUCGGAUCGCAAGGAGCCCACAGCUCAGCAAGCCGAUCCGUUCGGCAUCUUCGUGGCCUCGCACCAACACAGACGCACCGCGUGCGCCCCGCACUAUCCCAUGCACCUUCUAACGCACUAUAACUACAAUCAAUACCCACCCUAUCACUACAUGUUACCACCAGGCGUGAUGAUGCGCGCAGAAGAGGCCAACGUGUACACGAGCGUGGAGCCGACCUUCAGCAGCAAUCCCAACGUGUUCUUCCAACGCACGGACCCUUUGCACGUCGGCAUGAUGUACUGA